AACUUCAUCUAUCAGUAUGGUUGCACUAGGCUUUAAUUGGUAAACUGAUUUUGAUUUUUAAGGAAUUUAAAAAGAUGGCAGGAAAUGAGGGAAUGGACACCUUAAUUCCUAUAGUCAAUAAACUACAUGAUGCGUUCACAAAGCUUGGAGUUAAUUUAUCUAUAGAUUUGCCACAAAUUGCUGUAGUUGGAGGACAAAGCGCUGGAAAAAGUAGUGUUUUGGAAAAUUUUGUUGGCAGAGAUUUUCUACCUCGUGGAUCUGGUAUUGUCACCCGUAGACCACUAAUCCUGCAAUUAAUCAAUUCUCCUCAUGAGUAUGGAGAGUUCCUUCAUUUAAAAGGGAAAACCUUCACAGAUUUUGAUGCAAUCAGGAAAGAAAUAGAAGAUGAAACUGACAGAACAACUGGUUCUAAUAAAGGAAUUUCACCUCACCCAAUUAAUCUGAGAGUGUACUCUCCACAUGUUUUGAAUUUGACCUUAAUUGAUCUUCCGGGAAUGACUCGAGUUCCUGUUGGUGAUCAACCCCCAGAUAUUGAACAUCAAAUUAGGGACAUGUUACUCACUUAUGUGAAAAAGGAUAGUUGUUUAAUUUUAGCAGUGACUGCUGCCAAUCAAGAUAUUGCUACAUCUGAUGCUCUUAAACUUGCUAAAGAAGUUGAUCCUGAAGUAUUAAACUUGACUCUUGUUGACUUACCUGGUAUUACUCGAGUUCCUGUGGGAGAUCAGCCACUGGAUAUUGAGAAAAAACUUCAUGACUUGAUUAUAGAUAUUAUAUCACCUAAGAAUUGUAUUAUCUUAGCUGUGCACCCAGCAACUGCUGAUAUUUCAACUUCAGAUGCCUUGAAACUUUCCAGAGAAGUUGAUCCUGCAGGUCAG
Molecule: messenger RNA, 875 nt
Organism: Stegodyphus dumicola
Lineage: Eukaryota; Metazoa; Arthropoda; Arachnida; Araneae; Eresidae
Product: dynamin-like
Biological process (GO): receptor internalization; synaptic vesicle budding from presynaptic endocytic zone membrane
Cellular component (GO): microtubule; synapse; cytoplasm
Molecular function (GO): microtubule binding; GTP binding; GTPase activity
Source: RefSeq, a predicted model, not a curated record